This is a messenger RNA of Lagopus leucura (white-tailed ptarmigan), 1500 nucleotides long. RefSeq names its product coiled-coil domain containing 71 like (gene CCDC71L). NCBI's taxonomy places the organism in Eukaryota, Metazoa, Chordata, Aves, Galliformes, Phasianidae. The record is from RefSeq and is a predicted model, not a curated record. The coding region runs from base 146 to 1000 and encodes 284 amino acids. The transcript has a single exon.
GCGCAGUCCCCGCCUGGGAGUUUAAAGCGCCAUUUUGUGCCGGGCGGCGGAUAUCGAUCGUCGCUCCCUGUCGGGUGAGCGGCGGGGCGCUAGGCGCCCGUCCUCUGCCCUUCUCCGCGCCUCUUUCCCCCGUCCCUCCGCUCCCAUGACCCGCAGCAGGAAGCAGGCGGCGCUGGAGAGAGGAGCCGGCAAGAUGAACCCAGAAGCGGGGAGCGCCGCGGAGGGGGCCCGGGCGGCGGCGGCGGCGGGGGCAGCCGGGAACGGAACGGCGCCCGGCGCCUGGGGGCUGGAGGGGGAUUCGGAGAAAGUUGUAUACUCGCGUUCGCAGGUCUCCUACGCCGGCACCAAGGCGCUGGGCGACGCCCUCAAGCUCUUCAUGCCCAAGUCCACCGAGUUCAUGAGCUCCGACUCGGAGCUGUGGAACUUCCUUUGCAGCCUCAAGCACGAGUUCUCCCCGGUCAUCCUCCGCAGCAAGGACGUCUACGGCUACGCCUCCUGCCGCGCCGUCGUCCCCGACCCGCCGCCGCCCUCGGCCGAGCGGCCCCGCCACCGGCCCGGCAAACGGCGCCUCCCGCCCGCCAAGCGCCGGGCCGCGGUCACGGGCGGCUCCGCCAAACGGCCCCGGCGGCGGCGGCGGCGCCGCAGGAGGGCGCAGGGCUGGCGGCACCGAGCGGCACCGGCGGCCGAUGGCACCCAGGGCGAGGAGCGGCUGGAGGCGGCGGCGGGGCCGCCGGGCGAGGACGAGGCUGAGGCCGAGGACAGCGAGCGGGGCGGCCCGGCCGAGCAGGCCGCCUGGAGGCAGCCGUUCGGCGGCAAGUCGCUGGAGGAGAUCUGGAAGGCGGCUACCCCUCGCCUCACCACCUUCCCCACCAUCCGGGUGCGCGGCGGCGUCUGCAACUGGCGCAGCCUGGAGGCGGCGCGGCGCCGGGCGCAGCGGAUCCUCGGCGUGGACCUGUCGCCCGUGGUGCGGGUGCGCCGCCUGCCCGUGGCGCCGUCCUGAGGCGGCGGGAGGGGAGGGAAGGCCGGCGCGGACAAAGAGACCAAUAUCAGUCACCUGUUUACAUUGCUUUUGUCUGGAUCAUGUUCUUCUGCUGCACUUUACGGCUCGCUAGAAUCGGGGCCGGGGCGCCGGGCCCCGGGCGGGCGAGGGGCCGGCUGCGGGUACCGCGCGUGGGGACCAAGUUCUGCUUCCACUUCUCCCAUCGGGCUACCUCACUGGUCCAGAAGUCCACCCAAGAAGUUGUUUUCCAAAGGAACUUAACUUUCAUGCUUGUAUAAUAAAGCACCAUCCGAUUCUCGUUCCCCCCCCCCCCCCCCCCGCCCUUUUCUGAUGGAUUAUGUAUGCUUUGUGGUGUUGCACUAGUAUGUGCUCAGGGUAUUUUGAAUCCCAAGCAUUCCCAAGUUUCAGUUCACUCUGACCGAGGAUGCGUUAAGAAUGGAGGUUCAGGACUUGUGGCUGUUCUUGAUGGUGCAAAAACUUUUUUUUUUUUUUUUUAAUUU